AACUAGCUCAUCACUAGAUCAACCAAAGACACUUCACGAAUCCUUCUCACACUUAGUUUCACCCCUCCGCCAAAUAUAAACACUUAGAAAAUUUUCAUAAAAUGCCUAGUCUUACGUGUCCGCCUUGUAAUAAUAUGAAACUCUUCAAGGAUUUCCAGCCAUAGCCAGCCACAUCACUACCAAUUUCCCCCACCAAAAUGCACAACCACCAAUCAACCACUCCUCCCACCACCCCCACCAACAUCUCCCUAACCACUUUUUCAGCACCUUUUAUCCUCCUCAUCACAACCAUUUUCUCACUUGUCAUCAUCCUUACCUUCUCCUUCUCCCCUUCCACUACCACCCUUCCUUUCCCCCCCUACCCCCACCCUUACACCCCAUCAAGCCCAAAUGACCAAAACACCCUCCCCUCCAACACCCCACCCACCCCACCUUCCAUUGCCUAUCUCAUUACUGGAUCAACCAAAGACACUUCAAGAAUCAUCCGUCUGUUGUUUUCUAUAUACCAUCCAAGAAACCAGUAUUUACUUCAUCUUGAUAGAAAAGCUACUGAUGUUGAACGUGAACAUUUAGCACUUGCUGUUCAGUCUGUGCAGGUUUUUACGGCUGCAGAGAAUGUAAAUGUUAUUGGUAAAGCUGAUUUUCGAUACUCGUUGGGGUCUUCUAUAUUGUCUGCUACACUUCAUGGGCUUUCCAUACUUUUGCGACUUUCCAGUUCUUGGGAUUGGUUUAUUAAUCUAUCAGCUGAUGAUUAUCCACUCGUUACUCAAGAUGAUCUUCUACACAUUUUAUCAUAUCUACCCAAGGAUCUUAAUUUUGUCAACCACUCGAGCUACAUCGGUUGGAGAGAGUCAAAGAAGUUGAAACCGAUAGUUGUGGAUCCAGGGCUCUAUCUUACAGAGGAAAGUGAAGUAUAUUAUGCCUCUCAAAAACGGGAACUGCCAGAUGCUUAUCGAUUAUUCACAGGGUCAUCAUCUGCUAUUUUGAGUCGAAAGUUUACCGAGUUCUGCAUCUUAGGCUCAGAUAACCUACCUAGAACUCUGUUAUUGUACUUGUCAAACUCACCAUCCUCAGAAUCUGUAUAUUUUCCAACCAUCUUGUGCAAUUCGCGGAAAUUCAAUGGGACAACAAUCAACCACAACAUGCAGUAUUCCGCUUUUAACUCCAGAUCACAAGCUCGCCGGCUCAACUCAAGUGACUUCAACGACAUGGUGAUGAGUGGAGCAGCAUUUGCUUUGCCAUUUAAGGCAGGCGAUCCGGUUCUUGAUAAGAUCGACCAUGAACUUCUCCACCACAACCGUGACGAACCAGUGCCAGGCGGGUGGUGUUUAGGCGACAAUGAAACUAACAAAUGUACCGUCUGGGGAGACGUUGAAAUCUUAAGACCGGGUUCCGGAGCAAAGAGGCUUGAGAAAAAAUUUCUUCAUCUUUUCUCUAAUGGAUCAUAUUUGAAUGAUCAAUGUCAAUAUGAGAAGAGCUCCUCCAGAUGAUUUGACAUAGCAAAUUAGACAGAAGAUGUAACACGAGGUACUCAUCAAACCACUUGUAAUGGUACUAAAUUUAAGUCUCAGCUAGCCAAUUCUUUCAUUGGAAGCCUAUUGUUGUGUGAAGUCUUUUUGAGUGUCAGAUUAAUGAAAAUGUCUGCCAUUGCAAUGGAA
Messenger RNA from Capsicum annuum, 1658 nucleotides. Its product is annotated as beta-glucuronosyltransferase GlcAT14B. The record is from RefSeq and is a predicted model, not a curated record. Gene Ontology annotation, cellular component: membrane. NCBI's taxonomy places the organism in Eukaryota, Viridiplantae, Streptophyta, Magnoliopsida, Solanales, Solanaceae. The transcript is spliced from 5 exons. The coding region runs from base 198 to 1490 and encodes 430 amino acids. Gene Ontology annotation, molecular function: glucuronosyltransferase activity.